AUGAACGUCUUGGCCGCCGGAGCCCUAGCGGCUCUCAUUCUAUGGGUCUUGGUAUCCCGUGUCCGUAACUGGUACCGCCUCCGCCACAUCCCGGGCCCUGCCAUAGCAGGAUGGAGCAAAUUCUGGCUUGCUCGGGGCCAAAUCAGCGGCAGACUCCCACUCCGCCUGCGAGAUGUCUCCAAGAAAUACGGCCCCAUCGCCCGAAUCGGCCCCUCAUGGGUGGUGGUCAGCUCGCCGGCCGAGAUCCGGCGCAUCUGGUCCGUCCGGUCUCGGUACCAGCGGUCGCCGUGGUACGCCGGGUUCCGGUUCGACCCCAACAACGACCAGGUCAUCACCAUGGUGGACAACCGGGACCACCUGCACCUGCGCACGCGCCUGAUCCCCGCCUACCAGGGCAGGGGCAUCCCCAACCAGGAGCAGGUCGUUGACGAACAGCUGAGCAAAUUAAUCGCAUUGAUCGAGCGGAAGUACCUGACGACGCGGGACGGCGGACUCCGCCCGUUUGACAUGUCGGCCAUGUUUAUGUACUUCACACAGGACACCAUCUCGGCCGUCGAGUUUGGGCAGCCCUUUGGCUACCUCGACGAGGAGGAGGACUUUCUGGGCGCCAUCCACGAGCUCGAGGCGACCCUCCUCCCCUGUGCGCUCAUGGCGCUGGUGCCGCCCCUGCUGUGGCUCGUCACCUCGCCGCUGUGCAAGCCGCUGCUGCCCAAGAAGACGGACAAGCACGGCCUGGGGAGGCUGUUGGCGGCGAUCGACGAGCGGGUUGCGGUGCGGUACGGGGAGAAGCCGGUGCGGAACAAUGAUGUGCUGCAGCUGCUGGUCGAGUCCGGGCUGUCGAGGCAGGAGGUCGAGGCCGAGGCGCUGGUGCACCUGCUCGGGGGGACGGACACGACGGCGACUGCGCUGAGGCAAACCGUGUUUUACCUGUCGACGAAUCCAGCGGCGUAUCGCCGGCUGCAGGACGAGAUUGACGGUGUGGUCGGCAAGGUGACUCGGCCGGUGAUUGCCGAUGGUGAGGCGAAGGAGCUGAAGUUUCUCGGAGCUUGCAUCAAGGAAGCAACGCGCAUUUGGCCGCCCAUCGCCGGGCUGCAGCCUAAGUGCUCGAAUGUUGACGAUGUCAUCUGUGGAGUGAAAGUGCCGGCAGGAACAAACGUGGCGGUUGGGUGGUUCGAGAUCCUCCGAAAUAAGAGCGUUUUCGGAGAAGAUGCCGACGUGUUUGACCCCAUGAGAUGGCUGGAGGCGGAUCCAGAAAGACUCAAAGAAAUGGAGGCCACACAAGGAAUGGUUUUUGUAGCAGGAACAAGGUGGGAGUGUUUGGGCAAGAGACUGGCACUCAUGGAAUUGGGGAAGGUGCUAUUUGAGCUCUUCCUUCGCUUCGACUUUGCCAUGACAGACCCAGUGAAGCCAUUCGACUGGGUGCAACAAGGAUUUCUGUUGCAGCAGAACAUGAAUGUCACCAUCACCAAGAGACGGCCGAAGGAGAUUGUCUAG
Molecule: messenger RNA, 1494 nt
Organism: Canariomyces notabilis
Lineage: Eukaryota; Fungi; Ascomycota; Sordariomycetes; Sordariales; Chaetomiaceae
Product: cytochrome P450 family protein
Exons: 3
Coding region: 1-1494 (497 amino acids)
Molecular function (GO): heme binding; oxidoreductase activity, acting on paired donors, with incorporation or reduction of molecular oxygen; monooxygenase activity
Source: RefSeq, a predicted model, not a curated record